This is a messenger RNA of Pestalotiopsis fici W106-1, 153 nucleotides long. RefSeq lists its product as uncharacterized. The record is from RefSeq and is a predicted model, not a curated record. The coding region runs from base 1 to 153 and encodes 50 amino acids. The transcript has 2 exons. NCBI's taxonomy places the organism in Eukaryota, Fungi, Ascomycota, Sordariomycetes, Amphisphaeriales, Sporocadaceae.
AUGGGUCCCGGUCUCCUGGGCGGGUCUAAGGACCUGGUUCGACCUGGUUCCUCGCCAGGACACAUUCUCGGAUUUGCUCAUGAGCUCAGCGUCUCUUGUACGGCAAUGGAUACGAUGCACUCGACACGACGCCUCGAGACCUCGACGCCAUGA